AUGGCCGUCGUGCGUCGAGCACCUGCGCUGGCACACCCGGCGCAAAAUCUCGGAGGGUGCGCCUUCGGGCCGGGACACAGCCGAGCAGGAGUGACGGACGCAGAAGAAGUGUUUGACCGGUUCCGAGCUCAACGCGAGACAUCUCAGCGUCUCAACUACUUACAGCAGACUACAGAAGAAGAGAAGCUGGGCUUAGAACAGACGCAGACCACGCUCAUGGCUGAAUUAGAGGCUUUCAAGUUUGCCUCCGUCAAGGAUAAAGAUGAAGCCCAAGAUCAAAUAACGGCGUUGAAGGAAGAGAUAGAAGCAGAGAACGCAAUAUACGAGGAGUUGGAGAAGAAUAUGGAUGAGCUGGAGAAUUUGUUGCUAGAGAUCAAGAGACUGCUUUAUGACCUGUGCAAGCUUUUGGAUAUCAUUCCAGAGCCCAGUAUGCCAGAAUGGACGGCCGAAGCUAGAGACGUGCAGGAACUGGUGCAGGUGCUGACCACACGGUACGAGAAGGCGAGGCUCAAAGUAGAAGAUGUUAAGGAAAAGCAGAAGGAUAAUACUAUUAUCAUGGUGCCUUCUAACCCGACCAGCGCGGCAGCAUCAGUAGCUGGGCUCAGCGGGCAGAGCCACAGCACUCACAAGGAAUCGGAGAAGAACAUACCCACAUACAAGGAGCUGGUGACGAAGGAGCCGGUUAAAGCACAAACAUCUGAAGAUGACGAGGAUAUCCCUUCGCGGUGUUACCUGAAGAGGCAGGCGCAGCUGAUUGUGGACACCAAGUGUAGGAGGAAGGGUUUCCGACUACCGCUCAAGCGGUAGAUGGAGUUCUAUUGUCUAGGCGGAAGAUGACUACGAUAUUUUGUUUGAAAAUAACUUUCAUCAUUUGUAUAGUUCAUUUAGAAGUGCUGUAGGUAGUUAAAUUGCAAAUUUGUUUUUGGUAAU
This is a messenger RNA of Trichoplusia ni (cabbage looper), 930 nucleotides long. RefSeq lists its product as uncharacterized. Gene Ontology annotation, biological process: cilium movement; outer dynein arm assembly. The record is from RefSeq and is a predicted model, not a curated record. Lineage: Eukaryota; Metazoa; Arthropoda; Insecta; Lepidoptera; Noctuidae. Bases 1 to 807 code for a protein of 268 amino acids. The transcript is spliced from 6 exons. Gene Ontology annotation, cellular component: cilium.